This is a messenger RNA of Cervus elaphus (red deer), 3876 nucleotides long. It is a transcript of the gene EVI5L, whose product is annotated as ecotropic viral integration site 5 like. The transcript is spliced from 20 exons. The coding region runs from base 246 to 2663 and encodes 805 amino acids. The record is from RefSeq and is a predicted model, not a curated record. Lineage: Eukaryota; Metazoa; Chordata; Mammalia; Artiodactyla; Cervidae.
GGGCCUCGGGGGCGGGGCAGCGGCUCCUGUCAGCGGGUGAAAUGGCAGCGGCGGAGCCGGCGGCGACCGCGGUCCCGGGGGGCGGCUGAGGGGGGCCGGGCCGGGCCGGGGCUGCGGGGCGAGCGACGCGGCGGGGAUCCGGCGGCGCGGCCCGGGACGGCGAGACUCGGCAUGGCGAUGGCGGCGUGCUCUUCACAGACAGUGCUGUGACCUGGCCCUGCUCACAGCUGAGGAGCCUGACCGCCAUGGCGAGCCCCACUCUGAGCCCUGACUCCUCAUCCCAGGAGGCCCUGUCAGCCCCCACCUGCUCUCCCACCUCCGACUCCGAGAACCUCAGCCCCGAUGAGCUGGAGCUGCUGGCCAAGCUUGAAGAGCAGAACCGGCUACUGGAGGCCGACUCCAAGUCCAUGCGCUCCAUGAAUGGCUCCCGGCGGAACAGUGGCUCCUCGCUGGUGUCCAGCUCCUCAGCCUCCUCCAACCUGAGCCACCUGGAGGAGGACACGUGGAUUCUGUGGGGCCGGAUCGCCAACGAGUGGGAGGAGUGGAGACGCCGGAAGGAGAAGCUCCUGAAGGAGCUGAUCCGCAAGGGCAUCCCGCAUCACUUCCGGGCCAUCGUCUGGCAGCUCCUGUGCAGUGCCACAGACAUGCCAGUCAAGAACCAGUACUCAGAGCUGCUCAAGAUGUCGUCCCCCUGCGAGAAGCUCAUCCGCAGGGACAUUGCCCGCACCUACCCAGAGCACGAGUUCUUCAAGGGCCAGGACAGCCUAGGCCAGGAGGUCCUCUUCAACGUCAUGAAGGCCUACUCGCUGGUGGACCGGGAGGUGGGCUACUGCCAGGGCAGCGCCUUCAUUGUGGGCCUGCUGCUCAUGCAGAUGCCUGAGGAGGAGGCCUUCUGUGUGUUUGUGCGGCUGAUGCAGGAGUACCGCCUGCGGGAGCUCUUCAAGCCCAGCAUGGCCGAGCUGGGGCUCUGCAUCUACCAGUUUGAAUACAUGCUACAGGAGCAGCUCCCGGACCUGAACACCCACUUCCGCUCCCAGAGCUUCCACACGUCCAUGUAUGCCUCGUCCUGGUUCCUCACGCUCUUCCUCACCACCUUCCCACUGCCUGUCGCCACCCGUGUCUUUGACAUCUUCAUGUAUGAGGGCCUGGAGAUCGUCUUCCGGGUGGGCCUCGCCCUGCUGCAGGUGAACCAGACGGAGCUGAUGCAGCUGGACAUGGAGGGGAUGUCCCAGUACUUCCAGAGGGUGAUCCCCCAUCAGUUCGACAGCUGUCCAGAUAAGCUGAUCCUCAAGGCUUACCAGGUCAAGUACAACCCCAAGAAGAUGAAGAGGCUGGAGAAGGAGUACGCGGCCAUGAAGAGCAAGGAGAUGGAGGAGCAGAUUGAGAUCAAGAGGCUUCGGACGGAGAACCGGCUCCUGAAGCAGCGGAUCGAGACCUUGGAGAAGGAGAGCGCUGCUCUGGCUGAUAGGUUAAUACAGGGGCAGGUGACGCGCGCACAGGAGGCGGAGGAGAACUACGUCAUCAAGCGGGAACUGGCUGUGGUGCGGCAGCAGUGCAGCUCGGCAGCCGAAGACCUGCAGAAGGCGCAGAGCACCAUCCGGCAGCUGCAGGAGCAGCAGGAUAACCCACGCCUCACCGAGGACUUUGUGGCCCAUCUGGAGACGGAGCUGGAGCAGUCACGGCUUCGGGAGACUGAGACCCUGGGGGCUCUUCGGGAGAUGCAGGACAAGGUUCUGGACAUGGAGAAGAGGAACAGCUCGCUGCCCGACGAGAACAACGUAGCUCGGCUUCAGGAGGAGCUGAAGGCGCUCAAGGUUCGGGAGGGUGAGGCCGUGGCCUCGGCGCGGGAGCUGAAGCUGCAGCUGCAGGAGCUCUCGGACACCUGGCAGGCCCACCUAUCCCGCGGUGGCCGCUGGAAGGAGUCCCCGCGGAAGCUGGUCCUGGGCGAGCUGCAGGACGAGCUGAUGAGCGUGCGGCUGCGCGAGGCCCAGGCGCUGGCUGAGGGUCGAGAGCUGCGGCAGCGCGUGGUGGAGCUCGAGACGCAGGACCACAUCCACCGCAACCUGCUGAACCGUGUGGAGGCUGAGCGCGCGGCGCUGCAGGAGAAGCUGCAGUACCUGGCGGCGCAGAACAAGGGGCUGCAGACGCAGCUCAGCGAGAGCCGCCGCAAGCAGGCGGAGGCCGAGUGCAAGAGCAAGGAGGAGGUGAUGGCCGUGCGCCUGCGGGAGGCGGACAGCAUGGCGGCGGUGGCCGAGAUGCGGCAGCGCAUCGCGGAGCUGGAGAUCCAGAGAGAGGAGGGCCGCAUCCAGGGCCAGCUGAACCACUCGGACUCGUCGCAGUACAUCCGCGAGCUCAAGGACCAGAUCGAGGAGCUGAAGGCCGAGGUGCGGCUGCUGAAGGGCCCGCCGCCCUUUGAGGACCCGCUGGCCUUCGACGGGCUGGGCCUGGCGCGGCACCUGGACGAGGACUCGCUGCCGUCGUCCGACGAGGAGCUGCUCGGCGUGGGCGUGGGCGCCGCGCUGCAGGACGCGCUCUACCCGCUGUCCCCACGCGACGCGCGCUUCUUCCGCCGGCUGGAGCGGCCGGCCAAGGACAGUGAGGGCAGCUCCGACAGCGAUGCCGACGAGCUGGCCGCGCCCUACAGCCAGGGCCUGGACAACUGAGGCCGUGCCCCGCGUGCUCGGAGCCAGGGGGGACCGCCGCCAGCCCGCUCCUGCGUCGGCGCCAGCUCUUCACAGACUCCAGCCCUCUGCGGUUUCACCCACCCCGAGGGCCAGGCCCAGCGCGCAGCCAGGCAUAGAGGGUAGGGCCGGAGGCUGGGGAUCCUCACAGUGCCCUGGCAGGCCCACCCUCCCCAGCAGUGUUUACCCAUCUUGGUCCGUUCCCCUCUCGGCCCAUUUAUCUGGAAGGUCUGCCCCUCUUAACAGCCAGGGCCAGGAGGACCCAAGGGUCCCAGGACUGCACCAACAGAAGCUCCCCCUCCUAGUCUGCCUCCUCCUGGGACAAGAGCGGCCCUGCCGGGAAGGGCCCAGACUCUGGGGCAGACCUGAGGAGGAAGGUGCCCCUGUAGGCCGGACUUUACCACCCAUGCAGGCCCUGGGGACCCUUGGCCUCUGGAGACAGAUGGCCAGGCGGGGCUUCCCUGCCUGGAGCAGGCAUUGUGGCCCCUGCAACAGAAACCAAAGUCCCCCUACUGAGUGCAGGGCUGCCAGGGUGUGAGUGGCCAGCUGGAACCAGCCAGGGCCUGGGCAGUAUCUGUCACUGCUUGCUGGGGGCCAGAGCAGCUGUAAGGAAGUGGAGAGACCUCCCCCUCCCCAGCACCCCACCUCUUCCUCUGUGGCAGUCCCAUCACCUCAGCUUGGCCAGUGACGGAGGGAGGGGGGCUCCCCGCGCAGGCUAGCCUCCUCUCCAGGGGGUCCCCAGCCUACAAUUCCCUUCCUCCUCUGUAUCCCUAGCCCCACCCUCCAGCCCCAGGGGAGGAGGCCUCCUGGCUGAGUGCCCCCCCCACCACCUGCUCACAGUGGUCCCGUGGUCUCUGCUGAGUCAGAGCCAAGAACGGUGCCAAAGUCCAACGAUGCCCCCAGACUGGACCCCCCGGGACCUCCUGACCCCCGGGCUGACCUUCUCGGUGCUCCUGGAGCCUAGAACAGCAUCACAAACAGUUCCCCUGGCGCUUCCUGGGGUGGGGAUCCAUGCUCAGUCCCCCCUUCCCGGUCGCCCACUCAGUGUUACAAAGCCUGGGGACCAGGGUGGGCAUCCCAGGGGCUCACCCACAUGCCCCCCGCACUGCCCACCACCAUUUUGCACACUGCCUGUUCACACUCCACAUGUCGCCCAGGCGGGAGAGAUGAAAAAUAAAGUGUAUUUACACAGUCA